ACUGUAUUCAGCAGAUCGUGUGGCAGGUUGUCCGGCAGGGUGCUUACCGAGUGAGCAAGAAAAAGCGGGCUGCUGGUGGCAGGGAGCAAAGGAAGGAAACGUGAGGAAUGGCUGAAAGCUGACUGUGUUUUUCUACAGGAAACAAAUCAGGAGCGAAACGAUAGCAAAAAUAAGUCACCAAGUGUUUCCCAUUUCGGUUGGAGAAUUGUAUUGAGGCUUCUUAUUUUGUCCACGCACGGAUCCGCCUGGUUUUCUGAUUUAAUGGGACAACGAAAACGGAAAAGGCAAAAGGUGCCAAUUUUGUCGUUUGUGUGGACGGGUGCUACUUAUUUUUAUGGGACCAAUACUCCACACGGGAUGAAUAGGAGGACACUUAGUGCAAGGUAAACCGCAUUGUUUGAGUAAAGAAAAUGUCCCAGAUUUGACAGGGGUAGUUAAGGAUAUAUGUUUGGUGGGACUGAUGCAUUAACAUGUUAUAUCCUUGAAGUGGUCGACUACCUAUCAACAAGAAUACAUAUUCAAGCUUCUUGGACAAGCCAUCACAACAGAGCAGUCACAUGAAAAUUGGCCUACAUGUCCUUAUAAGAGAAACACGUAAAGCCAUUUUGCUCCGUCUGAACAGAAGAAGAACAUGCGCGUGUUUGUCAUCUGGAUAUUUUUGCGGUUGUUUUCACUACGGAAUGGUGCGGCUGGUCAAGGACAAUCCACUCCGGCUAUUUGUUCGUCCUCAUGCAGCUGCGACGAGGACGGAGGCGCCGAUUGCUCUGGGAAAGGUCUGACCACUGUCCCGACUGGUCUAAGCGCCUUCACCUACUAUCUUGACAUCAGCAUGAAUAACAUCACAGAGCUCCCGGCUUUUGUCUUCAAGAACUUCCCCUAUCUAGAAGAACUACGACUGGCAGGAAAUGACCUCUCAUUCAUCCACCCUGACGCUCUGUCUGGACUACAUCAGCUCAAAGUCCUGAUGUUGCAGAAUAACCAGCUGAAAACUGUUCCAAAUACAGCUAUAAAGAACCUCUACUCUCUACAGUCUCUACGUCUGGAUGCCAACCACAUCACGACGGUGCCUGAGGAUAGCUUUGAGGGCCUGCAGCAGCUCCGCCACCUCUGGCUGGAUGACAACAGCCUGACUGAGGUCCCAGUGGGCCCCAUGAGACACCAGGCUAACCUGCAGGCUCUCACCCUGGCACUCAACCGCAUCACCCACAUCCCCAACAAUGCCUUUGCCAACCUCUCCAGUCUGGUGGUGCUGCAUCUGCAUAAUAACAGAAUUAAGGAGAUUGGGGAGAGCUGCUUCACAGGGCUAGAGAACCUAGAGACGCUGGAUCUUAACUUCAACAACCUGAUGACCUUCCCAGAAGCAAUCCAGGCACUGCCCAAACUGAAGGAGCUUGGAUUUCACAGCAACGACAUAGCAGCCGUACCUGAGGGAGCCUUCCACAAGAACCCUUUGCUCCGCACCAUCCACCUGUAUGACAACCCCCUGUCAUUUGUGGGAACUUCAGCCUUCCAGAACCUGUCUGACCUGCACUCCCUGAUGCUACGUGGAGCCAGUAUGAUGCAGGAGUUUCCCUGUCUCACUGGGACUAACAACUUGGAGAGUCUUACUUUGACAGGCACAAAGAUUGCUGCCGUACCGGUUGAGCUCUGUGAGGAUCUCAAGGUGCUGCGGACUCUAGACCUGUCCUACAAUGAGAUUGAGGAGCUGCCUUCCUUCCAGGGCUGUCUAAAGUUGCAGGAAAUAAGCCUGCAGCACAACCACAUCCAGCAAAUCGACAGGGACACAUUCCAGGGCCUGUCUGCCCUGCGCUUGCUGGACCUGAGUAGAAAUGAAAUGAAAACCAUCCACAGAGAUGCUUUCCUCUAUUUGACGGUGCUAACAAACCUAGACCUGAGCUUAAACUCGCUGACCAGCAUUCCAACAACUGGACUGAGUUCACUGAACCAACUGAAACUCACAGGAAACCUGCAGAUGAAAAAUGUAUUUACUGCGAAGAGCCUCCCCAAACUCAGGUCAGUAUCAGUUCCCUAUGCUUACCAGUGCUGUGCAUUUGUGGGAUGUGAUUCUUCAACAUCUUCCACUGAUGAGGAGAACAUCAAGAAGGUUACAGGUGGAGAAGAUGUGGAGAGGAUAUCGAUGGUAAUGCACUGCUCUCCCUCUCCAGGAGCCUUCAAGCCCUGUGAGCACCUCCUGGGCAGCUGGAUGAUCCGUCUGACUGUGUGGUUCAUCUGCCUGGUGGCCCUGAUCUUCAACACUCUGGUGCUGGCAGCCACCUUCUCCCGCCGGGCCUUGGCUCUCUCCCCUGCCAGGCUGCUGGUUGGCCUCCUGGCCCUCACCAACCUGCUAACUGGGGUCUAUGUGGGGGUGCUCACUGUCCUGGAUGCUGCCACCUGGGGCUCCUUCGCUGAGUUUGGGGUCUGGUGGGAGACGGGGGUGGGCUGCCGGGCGACAGGGGCCCUGGCGGUGUUCUCCUCCGAGUGGGCGGUGCUGCUGUUGCCCCUGGCGGCUGUGGAGCGCAGCGUGGCGGUGAGGGGGCUCCUGGGGAAGACCAUCUCGCCCAGGAGGAGCAGCGAGAGGGGGUUCGGGGACAGACGCUUCGCCCUGGCGGCUGCUCUCCUGGGACUCCUGGCGGCUGCAGCAGCCUGCCUGCCCCUCUUCAGUACCAGCGACCCUUCAGCCUCCCCUCUCUGUUUACCCUUCUCUGGCGGUGAGGGCCCUGCACUGGGGGUCACUGUGGCCCUGGUGCUGCUCAACGCUCUGGCCUACCUGUUCACAGCAGCAGUGUACACCCAGCUGUACUGUGGCUUGGGCAGGGUGGAGCUGGCAGACCAGGAGCAGGCAGGGGCCGUACGCCAUGUGGCAUGGCUCAUAUUCACCAACUGCAUCUUCUUCUGUCCUGUGGCAGCCUUCUCCUUUGCCCCUCUACUGGCCAGGUCUGGCACCGCAGGCGGCCCUGAGAUCGCCAAGUCCGUCACGCUCAUCUUCUUCCCCCUACCGGCAUGCCUUAACCCCGUGCUCUACGUUUUCUUCAGCCCCGCCUUCCGGGAGGACUGGCUGCGGCUGCGGGGCCAUGGAGCUGUAGCCCGGGGGAUGAAGGCUGGGCAGUGUGCAGGGCGCUCUGGGGUUGUGGAUGGGGAUGGAGACUCCUCCACACGGCUGGGCUAUGACUGUGGGGUGUACUCCCAGCUCUGUGGGGAAACAGGCAUGUGUGAGCGCUGCCAGGUGGCUCUACACGCCAGGACCUCUUCCUCCUCAACAUCAGUCUGCAGACACUUGGUGAAGUCCCACAGCUGCCCUACCCUCUCGGCUGGUGCGACAGCGGGCCAGCGUACGGAGGGAUACUGGGCAGACAGCGGCACCCUCUCUGCCCAGUCAGAGUACGCUGACGAGGGGGACUCGUUUGUGUCCGACAGUUCAGACCAGGUGCAGGCCUGUGGACGAGCCUGCUUCUGCCAGAGCCGAGGGCUCCCUCUGGUCCACUACGCAUACAACAUACCUCGCAUCAAAGACUGAGAAACUCUUUGUCUGUGUGUGUGUGUGUCUGUGUGUGUGUCUGUGUGUGUGUCUGUGUGUGUGUGUGUCUGUGUGUGUGUCUGUGUCUGUGACACUAUAACAAAAAGUAAAGGUUUUUGAUAAACAACAAAACAUGUGCAUGUGGGUCCCUGCACACAAAUCAUUCAGGGAGCACUUCUUUAAUCACUGUGUGAAACAGACUCAACUGUCACAAAAAAAGGAAUCUGGCAUUAAAUGAGACUUCUCUGAGACCUGAGACUUUUGGCCAACACUUGUUUUGCCCUUCAGGAUUUACAACUGAUUCCUGUGUGUGAUAACACCAAACUGGCUGUCAAAUAUGUAACAAAAGAGGAAACCUUGCCACCAGUGCCUGCUUCUUGUUUUAGAGCAAACUCAUUAUCAAGAUGUUACAAGCCUGAAUUCAUCUGUCACGUCUCUUGCUAAGGCAAGCAUCUAUGUGCCAUCUUUUUGUAGGUUCUGCCCGUAGCUAGCUAUAUGUUUUAUUUUAUUGUUAUUCCCUGGUCUGUCGAUUUUAAAGCCUUACCAUAAUCGCUAUUCAUUUGUAUAUGUAGCAAAUGUAAUCAUAAUCCUCAUUCUAGGGUUGUUUUUCAUAUGAGAAUAUAAAGUAACUGAAAGGAGAAUUUUAUGGAAGCGGCUUUAAAUGAAGGGGUACUGACAAUGUGUUAAAUAUAAUCUGACAGCUGCAUUUUCAGCCCUCCCAAUGUGAGCCAACUGAAUCUCCAGUAUGAAUCUGUUCAUGUAUCUUCACAAGCCCUGUAUUCAUUCCUCAAGAGUACAAGACAAUGACUUAAAUGUUUAUUAUCUUUGACAAUAAGUGUCAACAAUUCUUCCUCGCUAUGAGUGAUAAAGUCUUGGAUGUCACGUGGGAUUGGAAGAGAGCACUGUUUUAUCAACAGUCUUCCUAGUUGUUGUGGAGACUUUUAUGACUUUGUUUGUUUUGUCUCUUGGACUGAAAAUAAUGUAGUUGAACUGUGCUUUACCCCCAGGAUCGUUCUAAUUUAUUGCUUAAAGAGGAGCAGAAUGUCUGGGCCAUGGACAAGGUUAUUUCAGGUGUCAGGAAGUUGGCUUUGAAAGGUGAGUGCAGCAUGUACCAAGUGCAAGCUAAGCCUCUGGCGCUGAAUGUUGGUGCCACACAAAGGCCUUCAUUUCUGGAUUGUUCUGAGACAGAUCGCGUUGUAGUAAAAUCUAUAUAUCUAUAAAUCUAUAAAAUAUAUAUAUUUUAUUUUUUUAUUUUUUAAAAAUAAAUUUAUGGACAUCAUUGGUGCUCACAACCCAUUCAUUUUGAUCAAUAUGCAUACAAUCCCACAGCUCAGCAGUGUAAUGGAGAUCAUGGUAUAUAUUAUGAUAUAAUAACAACAUAUGUAGAUAAUGUUUCACUAUGAAACAUUUUAUUGGAUCACGUGUGACUGUAGGGGAAUAUCUGUUUGAUGUGCACGAGCAUGACUUUGUGUAUGGGGCCUGCACCACACCCAAGGAGCUUGUAUCCACAUGUGUAUUUCAUGUGAGCGCUCAGGAAAUUAGGCAAUGUAGGGAGGCCUAGACUCCCCUCAACAUUUUGUUAAUGUGUCCACAUUAUGAAGUUCAUUGGCUUUUGAAAUUAUAUCACAAAGUUUCUUAUUUUUGUAUGGAUUUGUCAAUGUUUUGACUGAGUAUAAUUUUAUAACCCCAACCAACUGUCCAGAUUGUAUUGGAGAUGUUUGAAGCCCUUACGUGCAAAUUCCAAAUUGGUGUGUAUUGCUGUCUGUUUAUCCAUAUGUAAAUUAUUUUUGAUAGAAAAAAACAAUAAUCAAGAAUGGGAUGCAUUGUCUAACCACGGAAGCUACCUCUUCUACUUUAGUGGCUACCAGCAGUGCUUUGUAAGGUGUGUGUUCUUAUGCUAUUGGUAUUUAGUUAUUUUGGUUGGAACUGUAGGCUUUGUUUGUAAAUACAUCUGGUUGUACAGAGUCACUGAAUUUAAGUCAUGCCUUUAGUUGAUGCCAAUUGUGGGAGGAAUGUACAGUAUGUACUGUAUACUGUGAUUUUUGUAAACCAAAAUAUAUAAAACCAGUUGCUUGAAAAAAACAA
Messenger RNA from Oncorhynchus mykiss (rainbow trout), 5599 nucleotides. RefSeq names its product leucine-rich repeat-containing G protein-coupled receptor 4. NCBI's taxonomy places the organism in Eukaryota, Metazoa, Chordata, Actinopteri, Salmoniformes, Salmonidae. Gene Ontology annotation, biological process: activation of adenylate cyclase activity; adenylate cyclase-activating G protein-coupled receptor signaling pathway; hormone-mediated signaling pathway. The record is from RefSeq and is a predicted model, not a curated record. Gene Ontology annotation, cellular component: plasma membrane. Gene Ontology annotation, molecular function: G protein-coupled peptide receptor activity; protein-hormone receptor activity; protein binding.